UUACGGUUACCAAGGGACACUGGUCAGGUUGUCUCAGAGCCAAGCAUUUGAAAGUUUAAGAAAAAUCUCAAAGUGAACUCAAAUGCCCAAAUCUCAAAUACUACGAACUCAAAUAAUGAGAGGACCUUAUUACUAAGUUCAGUAGGGAAAACAGAGAAAAAUGGAGCUUCCUCCACUCCUGAGUCGACUCGUUCUUCUUUUUCUUCUUCUUAUUCUCUUCCUUUCUAGCUUUCCGUCUUCAAAAGCCGCAGCAACAACAACAAGAAUCACUCAAAACAGAAUGCCAGGGUUUGUCUUCACAAGAACCAGAGGAAAGUGUACUCCACAAUUCUGGAGUAGCGGGAGAGAGGCGUGGCCGAGGAUGGUCCCACAGGAAUCAACGGUGUCUAAGGUAUUUGGUUCAAGGGUGAAUGAACGGUACGGAUCUGAUCUAACUUUGUUGGAAGCAACGGUUACGAAUUAUGAUGAGGAGAAUGGUUAUCCUAGGCUGCUGAAGCAGGCUAGCGCAGCUCUGCUCAACUCGUAUGCAAGAAAAGGGUUUCCAUACUCGGCUUGGGAAAUCAAGACUUUGGUUAUACAAGCUUUGGUCUCUGAGGAAGCUGCAAAUCUUCAAGCCCAACUCUUCUCUAUUGCCAAUGAGGAUUGUGAUUAGUGUGACAUCUUAUUGUGUGUGUGUGUUUUUGCUUGGAUUUGGAAGCCCUUUGUUUUGAUUUAUUUUGUCAUUUCUAAUUUGUGGGCUUAUGGGCAACAUAUUGGCUUCAUUUCAGUAUUGGUUAAUCAACUUAGCCCAUAAGUACAAAAAUCAACCCAAUUAGGCAAUUAGCUAUUGUUUAGUGUUUGUAGUACAGAAUGUCAUGGAAUGUCUUGAGCACAAGUAGCAAAUGAAGUAUUUUUCCUUCUCACA
Molecule: messenger RNA, 904 nt
Organism: Quercus robur (English oak)
Lineage: Eukaryota; Viridiplantae; Streptophyta; Magnoliopsida; Fagales; Fagaceae
Exons: 2
Coding region: 161-652 (163 amino acids)
Source: RefSeq, a predicted model, not a curated record